Westerdykella ornata is the source of this 894-nucleotide messenger RNA. RefSeq lists its product as uncharacterized. The coding region runs from base 143 to 700 and encodes 185 amino acids. The record is from RefSeq and is a predicted model, not a curated record. Lineage: Eukaryota; Fungi; Ascomycota; Dothideomycetes; Pleosporales; Sporormiaceae. The transcript is spliced from 2 exons.
CAGACGGCCAAAUUGCGUUGGGCGGGCCGUGUGAGGUGAUGAGGAGGCGCGAGACCGAGUCGUAUGGGCCACCGUUCUUUUUCCACAGUGGGAUACACGCCCGCGUCCCAGCACCGUUUCCUUGGUCCAUCGACUCGAACAAAUGAUUUCUUCUGACACAGCAGCAGUGAGCAUCCCCAACUUGCGGCUGCUCCGACCGGAAAGCAGGUGCCCCCGACGAGGGACGGUUUCAGGUCAGAGGCUCCGCAAUAAUACGAGUCUUCAGCGUCGACUUUUCUCUGGCUUGUUGGGACGUCUGGUAAACAAAGCGGCGUGCAAUCAGUGUGAAGGCUCUAAGUUCUUGUGCAUGGUGCAGGAGUGGGAGCCGUGGAUGAGCCAGGCCAUCUGCAGUGUGCCGACCUCCCUUGUUCAGUUCCUGGGCCGUGCGGGCUGCAGCCCACUCGUGAACAGGAGGAGCCAGCUCAAACGAGAGCCGCCCCUGACUAUCACUCAGGAACGCGCUUCCGCCCAUUUCUCGAGCGGGGCCUCAUCAAAUCACCUUGGUCCUGGCUGCCACGGGUUGUUGCAAGCUGCGAGUAACGACUCUCCGGCGACAUUUGCGACAUCAGACUUCUUUCUUCUUCGUAUCCUCCUCGUCGUCAUAAUGGCGCACAUCAUGUGGCGGUUUCCGUGCUCUCAGAAUAGUCCUCGAGAAAAGUAAUCGACAUCUGCCACCCUCAUGCAGCCAGCAAGGGAGAGCCGGAGCGGCGAGUGUACUUAUUAAACACAGGAUCCCAGAAAGCAUCCAACGGCGGCGAUCAUGGUUACGGGACCAUCGGAAUUUUUGAAGCAGGGAGACCUGAUGAAACUGAAGACCCGUCUCUUGUUUGUGCCACCGAACGAGAACAUCAAGAU